GGAGGGUAAGAAUGGAAGGAAAAAAUAUGUAUGUUUCCAAUAGGACUAAUUUGAUCCUAUUUUGAAAAGAAAAACAUAGUAAGUUCUAUUUUGAAUUUUUGUCAUAAUUUUAGUCUUAUUUGGAGUAAUUUCUAAAAGUGUAAUUUCCAAAAUAUCAAACAACAAAACUAACUAAAAACAUAAACAUUCACACCUAAAUUACAAAGUAUCACUCCGCCACCGCUGCACAAAGGUCCGCCAUCAGCCGCACGAACCGAGGACUCCCCGAUAAGGAUCCAGCCGCUUUGCUGCGGCCACGCAGCAGCGAGGGCUCAUUCUCCGUCGCAGCACCGCAGAUCGUAGGUCGAUUCUCCACCUUUGUCGCAGCGCUGACGGCUCAAGUCCAGACGGUUCCCUCUCUUCUGGAAGAUCCGGCGAAGCUUUAGCCGGAGACGAUUCCUUCUUUUCUGGGACUCCAACUUUCCUCUGACAGGGACUUCUCUUUGACCAGCAAGUUUAAUUUUGACCUAGUCAAAAUUCCACAGCUGAAUCAAAUCAAUACUCUAACUUAGACCUAAUUAAAAAGGUGUGGGCGGAUCGUGUGGCGAAAUACAAAAUUAGCUUCGCCAGGCCUCCAAGUGACCAAGUUCAUGUAGCUGCGUUCUAGUUCGGUCUCCCCUGACCAAGCACUCCAUUCAGACCAGGGCGUUCAUCAACGACAACAUAUCAAACAUUAAAAAUAUAAAUUUGAAAUUUCUAUUAAAUUUUCUGAAAUUGCAGGACGAUUAUCCAUGCCAAUUCGUCGUGCUUGCGGAGCAAUAUGCGAGGUCGUGCAUGCUCCGGGCUAACACCCAGACGCGCGUUUGCUUGGUGCCCCGUGCCCGUACGCCUAGAGCAUGACAGAUUGAAGAGGGAAAUGGCAGGAACAUCACGUCAUGAGCAGCUUUCCAUCCACACCAAGCACUCUAGACCGCCCAAUGACCAUCGUGUAAGGAGCCAGUCGGUGAUGCCGAAGGGAGAUCUCCAAACUCAACAGUCGAAUCCUAGAUACUUGAGGGGUACACUGGACUACAGUCGUAACAGGCCAUCUGCCUGUGAUCGCCUCUGAGGUGAACCAGAUCAUGCUACGCACAGGAACCCGACACCGCUUGAUGUUGGGGUGCAGGCACUCCAGGAGGCCACUCGACCUAUUGAGGAUUUGGUUCAGGGAUUCCGGAGGCCAAUGUUGCAGGAGGCGGAGCACGUGCGUUCGAGUCAUAACACCCCUAGAGACUUGGAAGCAUCAUCCGAACGGUACGAAGGGAGACGUGCCAACACAGACGUAUCCCGAAGGGAGUAUGUGUCUCGUCAAGUUCAGCAACCACGACAACCAGGAAAGAGGCCCUCCCGGCAACACUCGUCUCGGGAAGGAGGGGAUGAUUCAUCACGUCACUCCCAUCGACCGAGUAGGCGGGCAACCUCCCCAGACGAACGCCAUGUUGGAUCUCAACCUCACAUACUCGAGAGGGUUGUAGAGUCUUCUGUGCAAGUUCAACUCCGCGCUGUACACACACGAGCAAAAUCGACACUUGAUGCGAUGGAAGAUUUGAGGCUAAAGUUGGACGAGCUGAGGAGAAGGGUUGUUGGGGGAGAGCCAUAUGUGGCCGACCUCCACAUCCCAGAACCAUUCACUCGUAUCAUGAUGAAGCACUAUUGUUAAAGGGUUACAAACUUUGCAACGAUAAGCCAUUUUAUGAAGGCAUGCAAGCUUGGGCGGAGGACCUCAAGGUCAAUAUUGUCAACAUCAAAACUAAAAGGUACGAGGAGGGUCAACUCUGCGCUGAACUCACCUCUGAAGUCGAAGAAAUAAAGGUUGACCUCGAGAGACCAAGGCGGAGAGAUCAAGAUCAAUAUUACUUCAAGACCAUGACGGGGAAACUUAUUGGUCUGGUGUAGAGCAGGACACUUCGUCAAAUUCUAUGAGCGAAACAUUGCAAGCUGGUAGAUCAAAUGCGUUGCGCAAGGCACCUUAUCAAAUUCCAUGAGCGAAACACUCCAAGUUUGUAGAUCAAGUGCGGAACGCAAAACACUUUGUCAAAUUCUAUGAGCUGAACACUACAAGCUUGUAGAUCAAGUGCGGAGCGCAGGGCACCUUGUCGAAUUCUAUGAGCGGAUCACUGCACGCUUGUAGAUCAAGUGCGGAGCACAAGGCACCUUGUCAAAUCCUAAGAGCGGAGCAUCACAAGCUGGUAGAUCAAGUGGGGAGCGCAGAUACACCCUUUCACAUUCUAUGAUCGGAUCAUCACAAAUUGUAGAUCAAGUGUAGAUUUCGGAGCAACUUCUCAAGUUCUCAAAUUCUUUCAUUACUUAAAAAAAUUCAUUUUCCAAUCUGGAAUUUAAUGAGGUCUGACCUCACUUAGAAAUGAACGGACAAUGGCCAAAAAGAAGAUAAAAAAGAAAAGAAAAAAAAAUACUAUGACGCCCCGCUCUCGGUGUUUAGUCGACCACGGCUCAAUCCUUGGGCAAG
Messenger RNA from Cuscuta europaea, 2485 nucleotides. The record is from the annotation of a GenBank genome assembly. NCBI's taxonomy places the organism in Eukaryota, Viridiplantae, Streptophyta, Magnoliopsida, Solanales, Convolvulaceae.